AUGCCUAUCCGGACCUUGGCAAGUGCUGGGCGGUCGCAACAGCUUGGAUUGUUGACUCUGCUGCGUCGGGUUGGUAAGAAGAUGGCGCUCAUGGCCGUCAUCUCCAACACCCCCCGGCAGCCGUGGAUCACCGCCACGACUUGGGCCACUGUGCGCCGAUUGGCGCCGCUCCGGCGUCUGGCCAGCACCGUGCGGCCGGUGGCACAUCGUGCUCAUCUCCGAGCUGAGCUGUGCGCCUGGGCUGGCCAGGUCCAUCAGGAGUUCGACCCUCUCCAGCCGGGAAUGGCUGGCCGUCUCGGCUGGCGCGCCGCUUGCGCUCUGUCGGAGGCCCGCAGACGCGCGUUCAAGCUCCGGCUGAUCUCCAGUGCGCUCUGGGCGGCGGCCGCUCGCCUCCAGCAGAAGAUUAAGCCGUCUGUGAAGGCUGAUCGGAUCGCUUUCACCCAGGGCAAGGUGGCGGAAGCGCAGGCGGCGUGCGCGGAGACUCGCGCAGUACGAAUGCCAUAG
Molecule: messenger RNA, 504 nt
Organism: Prorocentrum cordatum
Lineage: Eukaryota; Dinophyceae; Prorocentrales; Prorocentraceae
Source: the annotation of a GenBank genome assembly